AUGGCCGUUUGUUCAGCAUGCCGAACGGUGCUCCGGCGCCAUAUCGACAUCCUCCAGAAAUUGCGCCAGCGCCGGGCGCAUUCAACGAACAAUACCCCGACGACGGCGACCAAGGCUGGACAGCAGCAGCACCAAAUCCCGACCCCGAAUAAUGUGCCGACGCUCAAUUUCUGGCAGAGGUUGGGGCCGUUGACGAGGGCAGCCCAGGCGUAUGCCCGCGCCCAGCGGAAGAGGCCAUAUGUGACGCAGGUGUGCACGUCGUUGGUCAUCUACCUGUGCUCCGACAGGAAAAAGUCCAGCUUGCGCGCAUUACAAAAAUUCCCAAACUUCGUUCACCACUUGCCGAUUCCGGCCGCCUCUCGUUCUCGAGCCAUUGAGCGCUGGCUGGCCCGGCUCUCGUCUUCAAGAUGGCCCGAUACAUACCUCCGCGCCCAACGGUCACUCGCAGCCACCUUUCAACCCUUUGCCCGAGCCCAACCACGACUCAACAGCCAUGCCCCUCGACGACUUGCCUCGACAGCCUCUUCCUCCGCCAAGCGCACCCCCUCCACAGCCCGUAAUGUCUUCCUCACCACCCUCCUCGCCACCACCGCAACCGUAACUUACUACUACGCCACCGACACCCGCGCCUCCAUCCACCAAUGGCUCGUGCCCCGCCUCAUCCGGGUGCUCUUCCCAGACGCCGAAGACGCGCACCACGCCGGCACGGCCGCCCUCAAAACCCUCUACCCGCUGGGCCUGCACCCGCGCGAACGGCCCCCCUUCCCCGAGGACGCCCACCCGGCAACGGGCACCAACCCACUCGCGGUCACCGUCUUCGGCACCACCCUCGCCAACCCGAUCGGCAUCUCGGCGGGGCUCGACAAGGACGCCGAGAUCGCGGACCCGCUGUUCGCCCUGGGCGCCGGCGUCGUCGAGGUCGGCGGCUGCACGCCCCUGCCGCAGGCCGGCAACCCGCGCCCGCGCGUCUUUCGCGUCCCCGCCGUCGACGGCUUGGUCAAUCGGUAUGGGCUGAACUCGCGCGGGGCGGAUGCGAUGGCGGCGCGGUUGAGGGAGCGGCUGCGCAAGUUUGCGCGCGGGUUGGGCCUGUCGGAGCGGGAGGUUUUGGAGGCGGGGGAGGAGGAGGGUGGGUGUGCCGACGGGGAGUCUGUUGCCGGGGAGGCUGCUCGGCUGGCGCCGUAUGCGGAUGUGUUGGUUGUCAACGUCAGCAGCCCGAAUACUCCCGGGUUGAGGGACCUGCAGGCGGCGGAGCCGUUGGCGAGGUUGUUGGGGGCUGUGGUGGACGAGGCGAAGAGGGCCAAGCGGAAGGUGAAGCCCAGGGUGAUGGUCAAGGUGUCGCCGGACGAGGAUGAUGAUACCCAGAUGGAUGGCGUGGUGCAGGCGGUGUGGAUGAGCGGGGUGGAUGGCGUGAUUGUGGGCAACACCACGAAACGGCGGACGGGGCUGGUCAAGGAGGGCAUCAAGUUGACGGGUAGGGAACAGAAGGCGCUGGUAGAGGACGGGGGAUUCUCGGGACCCGCCAUGUUCGACCGCACGCUCAGCCUGGUUGGGAGGUACCGCAAGAUGCUCGACAGCUACUCGCUCAAGACCUCAGGCGUCAACGAUGUCUUCCCAACCCCGAAGGUCAUCUUUGCGACGGGCGGGAUCACGAACGGUGACCAAGCGCUACAGGUCUUGAAUGCUGGCGCCAGCGUCGCUAUGGUUUACACCGGGAUGGUCUACGGUGGCUCUGGCACGAUUACAAGGAUCAAAAAAGAAAUGAGGGAAAAGCUUGCCCUCAAGGAAGCUUGA
This is a messenger RNA of Chaetomium globosum CBS 148.51, 1791 nucleotides long. RefSeq lists its product as uncharacterized. The record is from RefSeq and is a predicted model, not a curated record. Gene Ontology annotation, cellular component: cytoplasm; mitochondrial inner membrane. Gene Ontology annotation, molecular function: dihydroorotate dehydrogenase activity. Gene Ontology annotation, biological process: 'de novo' pyrimidine nucleobase biosynthetic process; pyrimidine ribonucleotide biosynthetic process. The transcript has 3 exons. Bases 1 to 1791 code for a protein of 596 amino acids. Lineage: Eukaryota; Fungi; Ascomycota; Sordariomycetes; Sordariales; Chaetomiaceae.